AUGAGCAUCGACAUAGUUCAAGGCAGUGAUCUCGAAUUCAUUGCACCACCCCUCAAACAUCGCGGCGACGGCCUCGCUUUCAAGAAUCUUUUCCGCGGUGAAGAUGGCACGCCCGAGAACUACUACCUCGCGUUAGCGCGGCAACGCGACUUCUACUCGCCCCGCCACAAGCACAACUUCGACCAGUUCCGAUACGCUGUGCGGAACGACGUCUCCAUCGGCCCAGACAUGCUACUGCGCGAAGGCGAGCUGUGCUAUCACCCCGAAGCCGUGCACUAUGGACCACAGAAAGAUGAGGGCGGAGACCGCGAUGUCCUCGUCCUGCAGUUCGGCGGAGCCAGCAAGCAAGGAUAUCUGUCGUUUGACCAACUGGCGACUGCGCAGGCGGCGUUGAAGGAGAAGGGCCGCUUUGAAGGGGGCAGAUACUACGCCGAUAGCGACGGUGCCGCGUCCGAGGGUAAAGAUGGCUAUGAAACGCUCUGGGAAUACUAUAACCACCGGCCUCUGGUAUACGCCGAGCCUCGAUUCGAUAAACCGAUCAUCGUCAAGCCGAAAGGGUUCGACUGGAAGCCAUACACCAGUGCUGGCCAGGGGGUUUUCAAGAAGACGCUCGGAGUGUUCACUGAGCGGGAAACGUGCGUGCAGAUAGUGAAGAUUGUUGCUGGGAACAAAUGGCACGUUCGCGUCCAGGAUGCGAUCCAGCUUCUGUACGUGCUCCAAGGGAAGGGCGUGGGAUCUCAGCCGACUGGAGGCACAGUGGUGCUGUUACACGAAGAGAGUGCUAUCCGCCUGACGCGGAAUUCGCACGAUAUCCAUCUUUCAGCAAGUACGGACGUCGAGAUCAUGCGGUUUGUUCUACCUACGUUGUCCUAG
Molecule: messenger RNA, 873 nt
Organism: Penicillium lagena
Lineage: Eukaryota; Fungi; Ascomycota; Eurotiomycetes; Eurotiales; Aspergillaceae
Exons: 1
Coding region: 1-873 (290 amino acids)
Source: RefSeq, a predicted model, not a curated record